AUAUGUUUUCACUUUUAGAACAGAAAAGUUCCAUUUGAACAAUUUAACAAGCAGUAGUUGAUCUUGGAUAAAUGUGCCUUAAAACAAAAGCAAAGUUGCAAAAAUGUCAUCAGUUAUGUAAAUCCUUGCUUUAAUAUUCAUUGAACCCUACCCCCAACCUUUAUUUACCUCUCUGAGAUGUAAAAACGUAUUAAUCUUCUAUUUUUGAAACUGAUCCCAAGGCAUUUGUAAAGUUUUAUGGUAAUUUGUCGGAAUUUUAACUCUGACCAUUCCCUUCCUGUUUCCUUAUUUGCAUUUGGGAUUACGCUUAAUUUUUCUGCAGCACAAUCCCAGUCCCUGUUCGCAGCUUUAUCGUAUCAGGAUGAACCCUACGCUCCUGAACCAGACAAAUGCCUGUUCACCGGCCUCCUCGAUGGAAUGAUAGAUGUACCCAGCUACAUAUUCUUUAUUCUUCAUCGUGGGUUUUCCAGCCAACCUCUUGUCCCUGUACGUAGCCUGGAGACUGACGAUGAACGGGAACAUUAUGUCGGUUUACCUCAUCAGCCUGUGUAUAUCUGACCUGCUCUACACUGUCACUCUGCCUGUUUGGACUGAAAUGGCCCUGAAGAGGAGCGUAGCAGACUGUCCCUGCGGUGUGGUGUAUUUUCUCAUGUACAACAGCUUUUACGUUGGCUCUGGACUCCUUUGCUGCAUCUCUGUGGAUCGCUAUCUGGCAAUUGUCUACCUGCUCCACUUUCACUGGGUCAGUAAGAUGAGCACAGCUGUAUUUGUAAGCACUGCUGUUUGGAUUUUGGAGCUCCUGCUGCAUGUUCUCCUCCUCCACCACAUGGGGGCGCUGAAAUCCUUCACAUGCUUGUGUCACCGGCACAUCCCAAUGCCACAAGCAGACGCUAGCGUCUCUUUAGUUCGAGUCGUCCUAAGUUUCCUGGUGCCUGUCAUGUCUGUUUGCUAUCAGCUGAUCAUGCACUCACUGCAGCAGAGCUCCUCCAUUCUGGCAGAAGAGCGCAGGAAAGUGAGACUCCUGUUGUUGUUCCUCCUCCUGACCUACAUGGUGACCUUUUGCCCUAUCAGACUGUGA
Messenger RNA from Nothobranchius furzeri (turquoise killifish), 1078 nucleotides. The record is from RefSeq and is a predicted model, not a curated record. Lineage: Eukaryota; Metazoa; Chordata; Actinopteri; Cyprinodontiformes; Nothobranchiidae.